AUGAAAUCGGAAGAUAAGCAGAAUGUGACAGAAUUUUUAAUCCAAGGCUUGACUGAUAUCCCCAAAUUGCAGUUCCCAAUUUUCUUCAUCUUCCUCCUAAGUUAUUUCAUAAUUUUAUUAGGAAAUAUAACUAUUUUUGUGCUUAUUUUGAGUGAUUCCCGUCUUCACACUCCUAUGUAUAUUUUUUUGAUGAACCUUUCAUUGACUGAUAUUGGUAACACCUCAAAUAUUCUUCCAAAAAUCUUAAUUAUUGUUGUAACACAACAUAAGACUAUUUCCUUUGUGGGAUGUAUAACUCAGAUGUAUUUGUUUAUAUCUCUGACACUCACGGAAAUUCUCAUUCUUACAGCCAUGGCCUAUGACCGAUAUGUGGCAAUUUGUCACCCUCUCCAUUACUUUAUCUUCAUGAGUUUACGAUACACUGUUAUACUUGCAGCUGCUUCCUGGAUCAUUGGUUUCAUGGACCCUACAGGACAUGCUAUUCUCGUUUCCAAAAUGUCUUUUUGUGAAUCCCACCUUAUUGAUCACAUUUAUUGUGAUCUUCCACCAUUGCUGAAGAUCUCAUGCAGCGGCAACUUUAAAGUAGAGUUGUUAACCUUUGUAGAAGGGGCAGUUUUUGCUGUUGUUAGUUUUCUGCUCACUUUUUUGUCCUACAUGUUUAUUGUGUCUUCUGUUUUGAAAAUACAAUCGGCAGAAGGCCGUAAAAAGACAUUUUCCACCUGCACUUCCCACCUGACCUGUGUUACUGCCUUUUAUGUAACGUUAAUUUCUUUGUACAUGAGACCCACAUCAAGCUAUUCCCUCAAACAGGACAAAUAUUUUGCUCUUCUAUACAUUGUCUUGAUUCCGAUCCUUAAUCCUAUUAUAUACACACUGAAAAAUCAAGAAGUUAAAGAUACUCUGAAGAAACUAUUACAUAGGAUGGUCAUUAAAACUUUAUAAAUAUCUGUCAAUCAUUGCUAGUAUUGGUGAAGAGGUAAUGACAUAUUAAAUAUCAAGAUGAGUUGUGUCUGGAUUUUGGCAGAAUAUGGCAUUUUCUUUAUUUUCCUCACAUUAUUGUAUACUUUGUAAACAACAUUUAAGGUGACUUUUA
Molecule: messenger RNA, 1093 nt
Organism: Spea bombifrons (plains spadefoot toad)
Lineage: Eukaryota; Metazoa; Chordata; Amphibia; Anura; Pelobatidae
Product: olfactory receptor 1019-like
Exons: 1
Coding region: 1-942 (313 amino acids)
Biological process (GO): G protein-coupled receptor signaling pathway
Cellular component (GO): membrane
Molecular function (GO): olfactory receptor activity; G protein-coupled receptor activity
Source: RefSeq, a predicted model, not a curated record